Molecule: messenger RNA, 3644 nt
Organism: Phymastichus coffea
Lineage: Eukaryota; Metazoa; Arthropoda; Insecta; Hymenoptera; Eulophidae
Product: glycine, alanine and asparagine-rich protein
Exons: 5
Coding region: 471-1760 (429 amino acids)
Source: RefSeq, a predicted model, not a curated record
GCAGCUCUGCUGCGCGGCGCCUGACAGUGGAGCGCGCGACACGAGCACGGCGAGUCGUGGACGGCGGGGGAGCUGCGCUGCGAUACCACAACUGCCGCGGCGAGGCAGAGAGCCAGAGCGAGCGAGGGGGCGAGAGGGCGGCAGAUCGGCGCAGUGCGAGAUCGCGACUGGCGCGCGCAAGUGUGUCGGGGAUGUGAUCGGGGCAUCGGCCGCGGCCACGAGUGCGCGAUGGAGGACGAGGCGGCCGCGGGUCGGCGCGCCAGCGCGGCGGCCGGCUGACGGCUGCAGCAUGCGCUGGCUGCACCCGCGCCCUAGAAGGUUGCCGGGCAGCGCGACCGCGCACCGACCGCGCCGCAAGGCCAGGCUCCGACCAGAGCGCUGCUGAGCCGCGCCAGCCCGCCUUGUCUCGCUCUCCUCCUGCUCCUCCUCGUCGGCAGCCUCCGAUCAGCGACUCACCAGCCUGCCAAGGUAUGGCGGGCGGCGGCAACAGCAGCAGUGGCAGCAGCGGCAGCGGCGGCGGCGGCGGCGGCGGAGGCGGCGCGGGCCCAGCGACCACGACGGCGGCGGCGGCGGCGGCGGCGGCAACGAGGAGCGCGAUGCCGGAAGCCGCGCCGACGCUCAGCGAGCGGGAGCAGCUGAAAAUCGAGUUCUACAAGACCUACGACGUGAUGACCGGGGUGAGGAUAGCCGCGACCCUCGGCGGCUUCUUCAGCCUGAUGGUGCUGCUGGUGGUCUACAAGAGCAGGCGUAGGUGCAAGUCCAACCGGCAGCUGGAGGACCCGCGGCUGACGGCGGCGGCCGAGGCGGCGGUGGCCGAGGCUGAGGCCGAGGAGCGCGCGCUGGCCGCGGCGAUCGAGGCGCUCGCCAGGCAGCAGCCGCAGCCGGCCCGCGGCCCGCGGAGGUCGCUCUGCGUGGAGGUGGCGGAGCCGCGGCCGCCGCUGGCGGCGCCGCGCUUCGCCUCGGUGGGCGGCUGCUACGACUCGCUGCUGCUGGCGGCGCCGGCGGGCGGCGCCGGCGCGCCGCAGCGCCGCUGCAGCUCCGUCACCUGCAGCAGCACGGCCAGCAGCUACCUGGAGCGGCGCGGCUCGGCCGCGGCCAUGCCCUGCCUGCCGGCGCCGCCCGCCUACCCGCGCCAGCACGGCUGGCGCCGCUGCCGGCCCGUGGACAUCCAGGUGACCCAGCCCACGCCCGAGCUGUCGCCGUGCGCGAGCGAGGCGGGCCUGUGCCCGCGCCGCGCGCCCCUCGCCUCCAUGGGCAGCGUGGACCCGCCGGAGGCGGACUCGCUGCGCUCGCUCGGCUCCGACUCGGUUUUCGCGCCGCCCGACACCGAGGACGAGGUCUCGGGCUUCUCCACCGACUCCAGCGACGGCCCGGUGCCCAGCCAGCCGGGCCGCCGCCAGCGCCUCGGCCUGCCGCCCGGCAGGCGCGUCCGGCCGCCCGCGCCCGACAGGUGGGACGGCUGCGCCGGCUGCGUGCCCCGCCGGCGGGCCGCUCGGCGCGCGCGCCUCGCCGCCGCGCCGACGCGCGCGUGCAUGACCAUUAGCGCCUCUGUCGAUGCACCCAGGUCGCCAGUGCUGUCGACGACGACGAGCAGCAGCCAGAACAGCGCGGGCGCGAACGUACUGUGCUCGCCGCCGCCGUCGUCGGCCACCUCGCCCAUCGAGCUGCGACACCGGCCCCAACAGCAGCAGCAGCAGCAGCAGCAGCGACCCAGGCCCAACUCGUCGCCGGUCGCCUGGUCUCAGGAGACACUGUUCUAGGACUUGCUGCCGAACCACUUUCCAGCUCGUCGUGGAAAACUCUGCGAGCGUGUUCGUACGUGCAUGCGUAUAUAUAUAUAUAUAUAUAUAUAUAUGUAUAUAUACGAAGUGCACCGAGAGAUACGGCAAUUAUUUUUAUACGAACGUGAUGAUAAUCAAGUUUGUGGACGAGAGACUAUCGUUGUAAUAAUUAUUAUACACACACACAUAUAUAUAUAUACAUAUACAUAUAUGUCGUGCAUAAGCUGCAGAGCCUAUAUAUAUGCAUCAACAUAUAUAUGAUAUAAUGCUGAACUGAGUGUGUUAAUUUGCUAUAAGACGAACGAAGAACAAAGCAAAAUCUUUACCUACGCUCUAGCCAAGUAAGUUGUUGAUUCGUGAUGAUUGUUAGACAAACCGAGAGCAAACAAAAAAAAAUCAACCAAAAAAAACCUGUAUAUCAAAGUCGCAGCAGCAAGUUUUGUCGAGUUUAACACAGCCCUAGAAUAAAAAAAAAACACAAAAAAGAAAAAAAAGUCCGAUAGAGUCACAUGGUACGGAAAAAAAAAGAAAAAAAUGAAAAAAGAACUCUAAUAACCACGUUGAUCGGUGUUUUCGAUUCGCACGUACAUAUGCGUGUAAAACGAAGGAGAGAACGACGAAAAGAAACGUUUCGUUGUUUUUCUCAUCUUUCUUUUGUUUUUUUUUUUUGGACGCGCCAGCUUGCUAAAUACUCGUCGGUACGCGGUACCUUCCGGCCGGCCGUUCUCUCGAAAUCGUCAGCGCGGCCCGCGCGAGACUCGACGCAGGGCGACGUCGGCAUCGCAAAGAUCGGCUCGCGCAGGCGCUGACGAAGGGCCGAUCGUCCGACUAGCUGGCGCGUGGAGAACGCAGUGGCUAGCCUAGGCGAGCGUCUCUCCUAUCUAUCCUUCUCUCUCUCUGUCUUUCUCUCUCUCUGCUGCGGAUCUACGGCGAGCGCCGAUGGCUGGCAGGCGCGACGGACACGAGCAACGAACCGCGGAACGACGACGCUUUCGGUUUCACCUUCCUCGCCUUUUCCCCAGUGAGCUCUCGGGCUCGGCUGCCGAGAAUCGUCGCGCGGAAUCGUCCGCUACCAGGGCCAACGCCUCGUGUCGUCCGAACACUGCACGCAUGCGCGAUCGCGUUGGAAGCAACGCUCGCGCGCGUCAUUUACGUUAGUGUAGGCCAGUGUAUAUGUAUAUACACGAAAAUAACGUUGCGUUUACUGUCUGCGAAGCAAGGAGAUAUCCGUGCGGAACGUUGCCGUAGGAAUAUUUGUAAACGGAGGGGACAACGCUCACGGCGACGGAGUCCAAUGUUGAAACAACACAAUAACAACUGUACGCUGAAUAAUUAUAUUGUACCAAAGAGUCGGUCCGGGACGAGAUGUCAUUGUCGUUCCCCGCUCGUGCUUCCCGGCGUAUCCCCCCGCGUUCGAGUUUUUAUCGCUGAUGCCUUGUUAAACGAUGCGCGGAAAGCUCGAGGGAUGCCGCGCCACCAAACAGCCAGCGUCUCGCCGAGGACUCGGAUCCCAAGGAGCUUCACGGCGCGCCGGUCGGUUAUUUCGCUCGCGCGGGGACCAGCGAGCACACGAACGACAAUGCCUUCUCGGCAAUCGAAUCGAUCUCCUCGAUCUCGGCCUGUAAAGGAGCUUUAACUCGCAAGUGCUGCCCGAAUUGCCAAAUGUAACAGUCAAACUGUCUCAUAUAGUCGAAGUGUAAUAAAACAAUUUAGUAAGAAAAAAAAACUGCGUUUCGAGGAGGAAACGAAUAAAAACGUUCGUACCAUAGAGAGUGAGAUUAAUAUGUCAUUUACCACAACGGAACUUUGUAGUCUCUUUAAAAGCAAAUUAUUAAAAAACAAAACAAAACGACAAAAAAAAAA